AUGGCUUCUGUACAACAGCUCUUCUCUCUUGAAGGCCAGACUGCUCUGGUCACUGGCGGUACUCGCGGAAUUGGUCAGGCAAUGGCCAUUGCCCUCGCUGAGGCUGGCGCGGACAUCUUGCUAGUACAGCGCGACGAGUCAAACCAAUCGACAAGAGAAGCCAUCCUAAAACUCGGCCGCAAAGCCGAAAUCUACACCGCCGACCUCGCAUCCCGCGACUCCGUUUCUGCCCUCGUCAAGAAAGUAGUCUCAGACGGCUACCAAAUCCACAUCUUGCUCAACUGCGGCGGCAUCCAAAGACGACACCCAUCACACCAAUUCCCCGACAACGACUGGGAUGAAGUUCUAAACGUAAACCUCAACUCGGUGUUCACGCUAUGCAGAGAUGUCGGCGCACACAUGCUCUCCCGCGAACCUGAUCAAUUCGGCCGUAGAGGCGCUAUUAUCAACAUUGCCUCGUUGCUGUCUUUCCAGGGUGGAUUCACAGUACCCGCGUACGCCGCUUCCAAGGGCGGUGUUGCGCAAUUGACAAAGGCCUUGUCGAACGAAUGGGCUGCAAAGGGCAUCAAUGUCAAUGGUAUUGCGCCUGGUUACAUUGCGACAGAAAUGAACGAUGCUUUGAUGAAGGACAAGACGAGGAGUGAACAGAUCAUGGCGAGAAUUCCUGCUGGCAGAUGGGGCAAGCCUGAAGAUUUCAAGGGUCCUGUUGUGUUCCUUGCCAGCAGAGCGAGUGGCUAUGUUAGUGGUGAGAUUUUGACUGUUGAUGGCAGUUGGAUGGCUAGGUAG
Messenger RNA from Aureobasidium melanogenum CBS 110374, 786 nucleotides. Its product is annotated as NAD(P)-binding protein. The record is from RefSeq and is a predicted model, not a curated record. Gene Ontology annotation, molecular function: oxidoreductase activity, acting on the CH-OH group of donors, NAD or NADP as acceptor. Bases 1 to 786 code for a protein of 261 amino acids. NCBI's taxonomy places the organism in Eukaryota, Fungi, Ascomycota, Dothideomycetes, Dothideales, Saccotheciaceae. The transcript has 3 exons.